AAGUUGAUUGUUGAUAAUUCAAAGGUGAUUUAUUUUUAUGUACUAAAUAAUGUUUUUUUUUGUUUUGAUUUACUAUGUUCUAAAGUUAAUUCUUAAUCUUAGUAAUAUUUUUUUUUUUCUAACAGGUAAAUGUUGGUCCUGUGAGGUCUUAUACUAUGAUGAAAGAAUUAGCUGGAUCACAUGAUAAUGUUGGUGCAUCUAAACAAGAUUUCAAAAAUUUUUAUAGAGAUUUGAAGGCUUUUAUUGAUGGAUCAGAUGCCCAAAUGUUUGUGGAUAAUUUUCAAAAUAAGAAAUUGCUAUGGAGUGCAUUUUUUUUUUCCUAUGAUGUUGAUGAAGAAGAUAGACUUUGUAGAGCUUUAUGGGCUGAUCCAAUCUGUCGAAAAAAUUAUGCACUUUUUGGUGAUAUGGUUUCUUUUGAUACCACAUUCAAAACAAACAGAUAUAAUAUGAUCUUUGGUCCAUUUACUGGAGUUGAUCAUCAUAAAAAAUGUGUUACUUUUGCGGCUUCUUUUGUAGCUCAUGAGGAUAUAUCAUCUUUUGAAUGGGUUUUCAAAACUUUUCUUAAAGCAAUGGGAAAUAACGAGCCUGUGUGUUUGAUUACCGAUCAAGACCCUGCAAUGAAAGUUGAUGUUCGUAAUGUUUUUCAAACUACAGAACAUAGGUUUUGUAUGUGGCAUAUUAUGAAAAAGGUGCCUGAAAAAGUAGGUCGGGCGAUUGCCCAAGACACUGAUUUCUUGAAAAAAUUGUGUUCAUGUGUUUGGCAUUUAGAGAUUGAGCCGGCAGAAUUUGAAGAAAAGUGGAACAAAGUUAUUUCAGAAUUCCAUUUGAACGAUCAUGAAUGGUUGGCAUACAUGUACAACAUACGUGAUAUGUGGAUUCCAGCGUAUUUCAGAGAUUUAUUUUUGGGUGGCAUUAUGAGAACCACAUCUAGAUCAGAAAGUGAAAAUAAUUUUUUCACUAUGUUCACAAAUCCCCAUCUCACUUUGAUUGAGUUCUACAUGAGGUAA
This is a messenger RNA of Chenopodium quinoa (quinoa), 1007 nucleotides long. RefSeq names its product protein FAR1-RELATED SEQUENCE 5-like. Gene Ontology annotation, biological process: regulation of DNA-templated transcription. The transcript has 2 exons. The coding region runs from base 156 to 1007 and encodes 283 amino acids. NCBI's taxonomy places the organism in Eukaryota, Viridiplantae, Streptophyta, Magnoliopsida, Caryophyllales, Amaranthaceae. The record is from RefSeq and is a predicted model, not a curated record.